Molecule: messenger RNA, 2763 nt
Organism: Anolis sagrei ordinatus
Lineage: Eukaryota; Metazoa; Chordata; Lepidosauria; Squamata; Anolidae
Gene: ACO2
Product: aconitase 2
Biological process (GO): tricarboxylic acid cycle
Cellular component (GO): cytosol; mitochondrion
Molecular function (GO): 4 iron, 4 sulfur cluster binding; aconitate hydratase activity
Source: RefSeq, a predicted model, not a curated record
CUCUGAGGCCUGCUUUUUAAAAACCGACGCGUGACGUUAUCGCUAGGCGACUUCAUCUUUGUCAGUGAACAAAAUGGCGCCGUACUAUGUCCUAGUCAGUCGGUUACAGCAAGCCUUGGGCAAAAAUGUUCGGCGAUACCAUGUCAGUGCCGUCCUGUGCCAGAGGGCCAAGGUGGCUAUGAGCCAGUUUGAGUCCAAUGAAUACAUAAAUUAUGAAAAACUUGAGAAAAACAUCAACAUUGUCCGGAAAAGACUGGACCGUCCCCUUACCCUGUCAGAGAAGAUUGUAUAUGGCCAUUUAGACGACCCUGUGAAGCAGGAAAUUGAGAGGGGCAAGUCAUACCUUCGCCUGCGGCCAGACCGUGUGGCAAUGCAGGAUGCCACUGCCCAGAUGGCCAUGCUGCAGUUCAUUAGCAGUGGAUUGCCCAAAGUCGCUGUUCCCUCAACUAUCCACUGUGAUCACCUUAUUGAAGCACAGCUAGGCGGUGAGAAAGAUCUCAGAAGAGCAAAGGACAUUAAUCAAGAAGUGUACAACUUCCUAGCAACAGCAGGUGCCAAGUAUGGAGUAGGUUUCUGGAAACCUGGAUCAGGAAUCAUCCACCAGAUCAUCUUGGAAAAUUACUCAUAUCCUGGUGUUAUGCUGAUUGGUACGGAUUCCCAUACUCCUAAUGGAGGUGGCUUGGGUGGAAUCUGUAUUGGAGUCGGUGGAGCUGAUGCUGUUGAUGUUAUGGCUGGAAUCCCAUGGGAACUGAAAUGCCCAAAGGUAAUUGGUGUAAAACUGACUGGCACACUGUCAGGCUGGAGCUCUCCUAAAGAUGUAAUCCUGAAGGUGGCUGGCAUUCUUACUGUGAAAGGUGGUACAGGAGCCAUCAUAGAAUAUCAUGGGCCUGGAGUAGACUCUAUCUCUUGCACGGGAAUGGCAACUAUCUGCAACAUGGGAGCAGAGAUUGGUGCUACCACUUCCAUCUUCCCUUACAAUUCUCGGAUGAAGAAGUAUUUGUCCAAGACUGGGCGAACAGAAAUUGCUAGCUUGGCAGAUGAGUUCCAAGAACACUUGAAGCCUGAUCCUGGCUGUCCUUAUGAUCAGCUAAUUGAAAUUAACCUCAAUGAACUGAAACCCCUUAUUAAUGGGCCUUUCACUCCAGAUUUGGCACACAGUGUGGAAGAGAUUGGCUCUGUGGCUGAAAAGAAGGGCUGGCCAGUAGAUAUCAGAGUUGGUCUUAUUGGCAGCUGCACCAAUUCAAGUUAUGAAGACAUGGGCCGCUCCGCUGCAGUGGCAAAGCAAGCACUUGCCCAUGGGGUUAAAUGCAAGUCUCAGUUCACCAUUACACCUGGCUCUGAGCAGAUCCGUGCCACUAUUGAAAGGGAUGGCUAUUCCAAAACCCUCCGUGAUGUUGGUGGAAUAGUUCUUGCCAAUGCUUGUGGGCCCUGCAUAGGCCAGUGGGACAGAAAGGAUAUCAAAAAGGGAGAAAAGAAUACAAUUGUUACCUCUUACAACAGAAACUUCACUGGCCGCAAUGAUGCCAACCCAGAAACCCAUGCCUUUGUGACUUCACCAGAGAUUGUAACAGCUCUCUCUCUUGCUGGCACCCUGAAAUUUAACCCUGAAGUCGACUAUCUGACAGGAGCAGAUGGAAAGAAGUUCAAACUUGAUGCACCUGAUGCUGAUGAGUUACCCAAACUGGAAUUUGAUCCAGGGCAGGACACCUACCAGUACCCCCCCAAGGAUGGCAGCAGCCAGCAUGUGGAUGUGAGCCCCACCAGCCAGCGCUUGCAGCUCCUUGAGCCCUUUGAUAAAUGGGACGGCAAGGAUCUGGAAGACAUGCUCAUCCUCAUAAAGGUGAAAGGGAAAUGCACAACUGACCAUAUCUCAGCAGCAGGUCCCUGGCUCAAAUUCCGUGGCCAUUUGGACAACAUUUCAAACAACUUGCUGAUUGGUGCCAUAAACAUUGAGAAUGACAAGGCCAACUCAGUAAGGAAUGCAUUAAACCAGGAGUUUGGGCCUGUUCCUGACACAGCCCGCUAUUACAAGAAACAUGGUGUUAAUUGGGUUGUAGUUGGGGAUGAAAACUAUGGUGAGGGCUCAAGUCGGGAGCAUGCAGCAUUGGAACCACGACACCUGGGAGGAAGAGCCAUCAUUGUCAAGAGCUUUGCAAGAAUUCAUGAAACAAAUUUGAAGAAGCAGGGUCUGCUGCCACUAACCUUUGCUGAUCCGGCUGAUUAUGACAAGAUUCACCCAGUGGACAAGCUUAGUAUCGUGGGCCUGAAAGAUUUUGCUCCUGGAAAGCCCCUAAAAUGCAUCAUCAAGCACCCCAAUGGGAGCCAAGAGACAAUUACGUUGAACCACACUUUCAAUGAGACUCAGAUCGAAUGGUUCCAAGCUGGAAGUGCGCUGAACAGAAUGAAGGAGCUGCAGAAGAAGCAUUGAGCCCACACAAGUACGCACAUUCAGUGGACUUUGCCGUCUUCAUAAAAAGUGCAAUUCCACAAUGAUUCUUGGGAGUAAAUGUCUGUGAUCAAAUGUAACCUUAGCUUCCUCUUUGUUACAGUGCUCAGUUGCUGACACUAAUACGAGUACUGCUUUUUGCAUUAUCAGGUUCUGGCUUUCAUAGCUGCCUCCAUUUGAUGCAUUUCAGUUGUCCCAUGUUGCUUUGUAUUUAUUUACUGAUGAAUUUUCUGCCCAAUCAUUACCGUGAUGGUGAAAGGAUGAAAAAUAAGGAGUAUUCUUCUUGUGAAAACAUGAAAUAAAGAUUGUGACUGACA